Molecule: messenger RNA, 1842 nt
Organism: Oppiella nova
Lineage: Eukaryota; Metazoa; Arthropoda; Arachnida; Sarcoptiformes; Oppiidae
Source: the annotation of a GenBank genome assembly
AUGUCUUCAGACGAGCAAAAUAUACCGCAAAACUCGAGUGAAUCUGUUUUGCCUGUAAUUAAUGAGAGCCAAAGUGAACCAAAUGUCGAGAAUGAUAGCGAAAGUCGUGAGAAAUGCGGCGAAAAUAAGUCGUCGGAUGAGAUGACAGCCAACGACUCGCAGACAACUCUAUGCGCUCCUCCGCGACGAAAGUUUACACGAAUUGGUUCUUUGCGCAGGACUUACAUCCCUGACAGCACUGACACCACUGAUACCAAUGAUACCCAAUUGAUGCCUCGAUGCUAUCAAAAGCCAAUCUGCGAAAGUUUGCCACAAACUCACGACACUCUUAAUGACGACAAUAAUGUGACUCUUGUUGUGACCCAAUGUGAGCCAAACAGCGCUAAUGAUAGCAAAGAUUUGUCGCCAAAUGUGGACAACAAAUGCAAACACUUAAGAGAAGAUUGCAGUGAAUGUGUGUCCACUGAUCCAAAAGGGACGCACUCGAGCCAGAGUUGUAUCCGUCGGCCAAACGCACCGCAAAAUGGUUUGAAUCCAUUUGAGGAGCGAUUAAUGCGAACAAUGAGACGAUGGAAGAGCCGAUGGUUUACAUCGGAUGAGGCGAAAGCCACCCGAAAGCGAAGAUUUAACCGAAUCCUGUAUUACUUGAAAGUCUUUUUAACGCAUUUGUUUUCGACAACCGGUCUGUGUCUGCUUGUGAUCGCCUACACCUGUGUCGGCGCCUUCAUCUUCACAUACCUCGAGUCCAAACACGAAGUACAGACACAAAACGAUAUCGAAAAACAGCGACAAGAGUUCGCUGUAGACCUCUGGAAUCAAACCAAUAAUUAUAAUGUUUUAUAUCCAGAGAAAUGGAUAAAUGAGACACAAAUUAGACUCAAGAAGUUUGAGGAAAUCAUUGUGAAAGCUGUCAGAGAAGAUGGAUAUGGAGGCUCUUCAGAGCAGUGGACUUUUUCGGGGGCCCUCCUCUACAGCGUCACCGUUAUUACUACUAUUGGGUACGGGAACGUGACCUGUAAGACCGAUUUGGGACGGAUAGUGACAAUGAUAUACGCGUUGUUGGGCAUACCGGUGAUGUUCCUGUGUUUGGCAAACUUAGGCAAUUUGAUGGCUCAGACAUUUCGGUUCAGUUACAAACGACUGUGUUGUCUGUGUUUCUGUUGCUGUGAGAAAGUGUCCACAAAAUACAAUCACAAACAUAAGCCUCAGAAAGAGAAGAUUGAACUGAAAAAUUGCGACAAAAACUUUUGUGCCGACAGUGAGAAGAAAGUGGAAGUGAUUUUCAGUGAGAAUGACGACCAAAAAGUGCGAUCAAUAAUAGCGUUGACGGCGUCCACACCUCCGACCACUUCUGUCACGUCAUCGCAAGCGUCCAGUCCUUUGCGAUCGUUUCCCUCAAACCCAUUACACAGUGAUCUGAAUCAGCAAAACAACGAUUUAGUGGUCAUUCAGGAGACAAUUGAAGGCAACGACGACAGCGAUAGGGUUCCCAUAUGGCUGGUCAUCCUUCUGGUCAUUAGUUAUAUAAUGGCCGGCGCUUUCAUGUUCUCGCUGUGGGAGGAGGGGUGGGGUCCUCUGGAGGGCGCCUACUUCUGCUUCACCACACUCACCACCAUAGGGUUCGGCGAUCUGGUGCCCGGAUCUGCCAAAUACUCGGACAAUAAGGAGGAGCAGACAAAGUUUAUCAUAUGCUGCGCCUACCUAAUAGUGGGCCUCUCAUUGCUGGCCAUGUCUUUCAAUUUGGUUCAGGAAGAGAUUGUCAUCAGAUUCAAAGAGUUGGGCAAACGUAUGGGUAUUAUUCCUCAACACAAAACCGAGUUUAAUAAAACUAAUUCUGUUUGA